Molecule: messenger RNA, 1856 nt
Organism: Carassius carassius (crucian carp)
Lineage: Eukaryota; Metazoa; Chordata; Actinopteri; Cypriniformes; Cyprinidae
Gene: gabrzb
Product: gamma-aminobutyric acid receptor subunit pi
Exons: 10
Coding region: 248-1618 (456 amino acids)
Biological process (GO): monoatomic ion transmembrane transport; chemical synaptic transmission; signal transduction
Cellular component (GO): neuron projection; GABA-A receptor complex; membrane
Molecular function (GO): neurotransmitter receptor activity; GABA-A receptor activity; extracellular ligand-gated monoatomic ion channel activity
Source: RefSeq, a predicted model, not a curated record
UCCCGCUUCGAGCGCGCGCGGCGGAUUCAGUUGCUCUCGCGCUGCUUGCUGCACGGACGCCGGCUCCAAACGCGCGUCCAGAAACCGGAGUAAAUACUGCUUUUAUCUACUUUUAUUGGAUGUUAAGUGAAGACCAAUGUCUCCGUGGACUCGGUUGGUCAGCUCAUCCUGAUAGUUCCGAGAAAUGUCCGUUUAUACACGGCGCCACAGACAGACUCCAGCGGACUGAAGCCCUCAUCGUCUCACCAUGACCUUCUUCAGCUCUUUAUUUGCCCUCCUCUUCAUCAGCAGGUUUCUGGAGAACUCUCUGCUCAGCGCCGAGGUGAAAGACGGAGAGAUUCUUCCUCCGACCAUCCAGAAGCUGAUGAAAGGAUACAACAAAUACCUCCGGCCUUUCUUUGACAAUGGUCCAGUCACAGUGGGCAUGAGUUUAGACAUCGCCAGCAUUGAUACGAUAUCAGAGAUCAACAUGGAUUACACGGCCACGAUCUUCCUCCGUCAGCGCUGGACAGACGAGCGGCUGGUGUUUGAUGGGAAUAAGAGCUUGAGUCUGGACGGGCGACUGGUGGAGUUGCUGUGGGUCCCAGACACCUUCAUAGUGGACUCCAAGAAGUCCUUCCUUCACGACAUCACUGUGGAGAACCGACUGAUUCGGAUCUUUCCCAACGGGACGGUUCUCUAUGCGCUCCGGAUCACCACGACUGUGGCCUGUAACAUGGAUCUGACCAAAUAUCCCAUGGACAAACAGACGUGCACCCUACAACUGGAGAGCUGGGGUUAUAACGUCAAUGACGUGAUGUUUUACUGGGCGCGUGGGAACGACUCUGUGAGCGGUUUGGACACGCUGAGACUGGCUCAGUACACCAUAGAGGAUCAUUACACCUCAGAAUCUGAGGCCGUCUAUGAGACCGGAAAUUAUCCCAAGCUGAUCUUUCAUUUCGAGCUGAAGAGGAGCAUCCUGUACUUCAUCCUGGAGACGUAUGUGCCAUCCAGUCUGCUGGUGGUGCUGUCCUGGGUCUCUUUCUGGAUCAGCCAAUCAUCCGUCCCCGCUCGCAUCUGCAUAGGCGUGACGACUGUCCUGACGAUGACCACACUAAUGAUGGGUGCACGGACGUCUCUGCCCAACGCCAACUGCUUCAUCAAGGCCAUCGACGUGUACCUGGGCAUCUGCUUCAGCUUCAUCUUUGGAGCGCUGAUAGAGUACGCUGUGGCCCACUUCUGCACGCUUCAUCACCCAGACUGCAACAGCGCACUAAUGUACGGUCAUCACAUGCACGAGGGUGAGGAGGAGAUGAAUGGCAUCGUCACCACCAUCGCCAGCAAUUCUUUACGGCUAAAGCGGCGCAAAGAAUCUCCGGCACCCACACCCCCCGCCGGCGGAGAGCCUGACCUCGCACCCUCCAGCCCGACCCCCAGCGAACCCAAGACUGCUGAGGCCCCAGCAGAGCUCUUUAGCCGCUGUGCCAAAAACAUCUCCGUCAUGAGGAAGAUCCUGAAAUCCAUUAACUGCUGUCAUGUGGAAAACCCACAUUAUAUAGACAACUACUCAAGGUUAACCUUCCCGCUGUCUUUCGUCAUCGUUAAUCUGCUCUACUGGACCUACUACCUGUACUUUUAACCAGCACAUCAUGUUGAAUCAUUUCUGUGUGUUAGCAAGUAUGAUAUUGUCUGCGUGUGUCUCUGGAAGACCAGUAGAGACUCAACAGAGAAGGGGAAUUAUAAGGGUUGAACCGAUAUCAAAUCUUUCAGCCAAUAACUGUAGCUGAUAUUUGAUAUUUGCCGAUACUGAGAGGGAUCAUUCAAAAUAAUAUCUGCCGAUACCAAUAGUGAUUAUUAAAAAAUAUAUAUCUGCCAGU